CGUGCCGUUACCAUGGGGACCGGCCCGCGAGGCGGCUGCGGCGGUUGCGGCCGUUGGGCGCGAGCUGCUCGCGCGCAGCCAUGCGGCGGGCGGGCGGCAGCGCCGAGCUGAGGCGGCAACAGGAACGGGCGCUGCGCGGCACCAUGCGCGUCGUGCGGGAGCUGGGGCCCACCGCCUUCCUUCUGCAGGAAGACGGCCGCCGCGGGCCGCCGCUGCGGGUGCUGCUGGGAGCGCCGCAUUCCUGCACCUGCGCCGCCUUCCGCGCGGGAACGGGCCUCUGCGCGCACCUCUGCUGGAUAUUGCUGAAAAAGUAUCGAUUACCAAGAGAUCACGAAUAUGCUUCUAAAUUGGGUCUUCUGGAAAGAGAAAUUGAGGAUGUGCUUCAGCGAUUGCAUCAAGAACGAACACAGAAUCCAGAGGAAACUCUCUUCUCACAAACAUUACACCAGGAGAGCGAUAGAUGCAUUGAUCAGAAAGAAAUUGAUGAAGAGGAUGUUUGUCCCAUUUGUCAGGAGGAGUUAUUAAAGAAAAUGCUUCCCAUCACUUACUGCAGAUACAGCUGUGGUAACAAUGUUCACAUAAAAUGUAUGAAAAUUUGGGCUGACUACCAAGAUGAACUGGAAAAUGACUCUGUAGUGAAGUGUCCACUUUGCAGAGAAAAGUUUGCACCUCUAAAGAUCAUUCUAGAAGAAUUUAGAAACUCUAAUCAACUUGUGACUGCAACAGAGAAAACCAGACUGGAUAGGCACCUUGGAAUCCCGUGUAAUAACUGCAAAGUAUUUCCAAUUGUAGGAAAGUGCUACAAGUGCACUGAGUGUGUUGAGUAUCAUCUAUGUCAUGAAUGUUUCACUGGCUUUUGCCAUUCUCCACAUGUUUUUAUUUUUAGACAGAAGAGAAAUAAGAAAUGGAGAACUCUUCAACAGCUUUCAGAAUUAUCAGCCCAAAGAGGAACAUUUAAAAGCUCUAACCCAGAAAAUAAUUCUAGAGAAGAGAUAUUCUGUCCCCAGGAGAAGACUAGUUGUACACCAAAGAACAUCGUAAAAUCUUUACCCGUAAUUUUAAUUAGCAAACACAGUAAUUUACUUGCCCCAGGUAUGCAGUGUAGACUUUGUCUGAAGAGCUUUCAACUCAGUCAGCAUGUAAGACUCCUACCAUGUAAUCACAAGUUUCAUAGGGAAUGCAUUGACAGUUGGCUACUGCAGCAAAGAAACACGUGUCCUAUUGAUGAAUAUGUUGUAUACAAUCCUCUGACUUGGAAGGAUACGCCAGCCAAACAGGGAAACUACCCAACAGGCUGUCACCCAGAUCUGAGCCAACCUGCAAAGCAAGUGGAACCAGAAAUGUGUGUAUCUGGAAGUGGAUUAUUUCUCAAGCAAAUACCAUCUAAAAAUGCAUCAGAAAGUUCUCAAAGUAGCUUCAGAAAACUUUCUAACAAAGAUAUGCCAAAGUCCCAAAAGGAUUUAAGAUUUUUUAGCAACCUCCAUUUAGAAGAAUCUGAUCGGAACAGCAGUAGAAAUCCAAGUUGUUUUUCCAGGCAUCGUACGGAUUACACUCUAAGCUCUUUUGAAACAGCAUUUUCUGGUGAGGCCAGUACCAUUAGAAAGGAUGACAUUCAUAGUGCUUUGAGAAACCAGCAUCAGUUUGACUGUGGCAAAACAAACAAAGCAGUUACUUUUAAAAAAGAUGGCAGUAGUAAUUCCACAAUUCUAAGAUAUCCCAGGGAGCUGAAUUUUGAAAUCAAUUUGUGCACACCAAGCCAUUCCUCAAAAAAGGAUAAUAAGCAUGUAGGAAACACCAGUCAUCAACAGAGGCUCCUAACAAGACCACAGCUUAAAUGUAAUCAUCUGAACUUUAAAACAAGAAAAAUAGAUUUGUUAUUGGAAGGAAUUACACUGCAUACCAGCUCAUGAUUGUCUCAUUUUAGAUAACAUAGUUAUAUUCUUAUUUUUAUACUCCACACACAAGAAUUCUUCAAGACCGAAAAACAAAUAAGUGAAUAAUCAGAUGUCAUCAACUCUUAAGUACUACAGAAAUUAACUCUGUGCUGAUCAAUACUGUGAGAAAUGUUCAUAUUACAUCUUCUUGAAUAAACAGAGGAACUGA
This is a messenger RNA of Columba livia (rock pigeon), 2103 nucleotides long. It is a transcript of the gene ZSWIM2, whose product is annotated as zinc finger SWIM-type containing 2. Bases 81 to 1910 code for a protein of 609 amino acids. The transcript is spliced from 9 exons. Gene Ontology annotation, molecular function: zinc ion binding; ubiquitin protein ligase activity. The record is from RefSeq and is a predicted model, not a curated record. Lineage: Eukaryota; Metazoa; Chordata; Aves; Columbiformes; Columbidae.